Molecule: messenger RNA, 5735 nt
Organism: Stegodyphus dumicola
Lineage: Eukaryota; Metazoa; Arthropoda; Arachnida; Araneae; Eresidae
Gene: Atg5
Product: autophagy protein 5
Biological process (GO): autophagy of mitochondrion; protein lipidation involved in autophagosome assembly; cellular response to nitrogen starvation
Cellular component (GO): cytoplasm; Atg12-Atg5-Atg16 complex; phagophore assembly site membrane
Molecular function (GO): Atg8-family ligase activity
Source: RefSeq, a predicted model, not a curated record
AUAUGGAAUUAGCUUUCACUUUUCAGUAAAUUCGUCUACAGAAUGUACAGGAGUAAAUUCAUCAUUGUGAAUAUUUACUCUAAUUCAAGUGCAUUGAAUAUGCUAAACAAUAAGUCAUAAAAAUAAGUUAAAAUUGGGUGCAGAUGCUGCUACCUUAUUUUAUUGUUUUUUAGGUAAUCAGGGUUUACAUUAUUGUUAAACAGGAAUUUUUUUUGCAUAUAUAAGGACUUCACGUGUGUUUUGUAAAGUUUUAUUCAUUUAUGUUGAUAGCAUGGCCGAAGAUCGAGAAGUGCUUAGAGAAAUAUGGGAUGGCCAAAUACCAGUGUGUUUUCGUCUUGCUUCAGAUGAGAUCUAUACUUUGCAACAUCCAGAGCCAUUUUAUCUUAUGGUGCCUCGCUUAACAUAUUUCCCACUGGUGACUGACAAAGUACAAAAACAUUUUAGCAAUCAUGUGAAAGAUGAAAGUGUUGGAGCUGAAAUGUGGUUGGAUUAUGACAGUCAACCUCUUAAAUGGCAUUAUCCUGUAGGAUUAUUGUUUGACUUUUAUGGAGCUGAUGCUCAACUGCCAUGGAAUAUUACAGUCCAUUUUGAAGAUUUUCCAGAGUCUGAAUUAAUUCAUUGUCCUAAUAAGUUGGCAGUUCAAUCCCAUUUCAUGGCAACUGUGAAAGAAGCAAGUGCUUUAAAACAUCGCACUCAACUGGUCCAGAGCAUGGUUCCAAAGGAGCAUAAAGAACUGUGGCAAGGACUUGAGAAAGAUAAGUUUGACCAGUUUUGGGCUGUGAAUAAAAGGCUGAUGGAAAAUCCUGGAGAUCAAUAUUUUAAACACAUUCCUUUCCGCCUAUAUCAGCCAGGAGUUUCAUUAAUUCAAACUUUAAUCAAACCUGUCCAUGAAUCUGGAGAGAUGAUGACCUUAAGGGAUUUACUCAAAACUAUUGUGUCUAAUGUUAUAGAUAAAAUAGGUUCAAAAUAUAAAUUAAUUACUCAUGGAAUCAAUCCACCAUUAGACAUGCAUCUUCAAUGGAUGAGUGAACAUCUAAGCUAUGCUGAUAAUUUUUUACAUAUUGUACUUUUACCUGCUGACUGAAGAUUGUUUUUACUUGUGCAGGAAAGUAAAAUGAAAGACUAUUUAUAAAUUGUGAUCUUAAAGAUGUGCACAAUAUGUGGCUUACAAAAUAAGCAGGUUAUUUUUAAAGAAGUUCUGAAAGUUACCUCCCAGCCUAAAAAAUGGCUGUGAUGAUAAUAACAAUGUCAUUCUUACCCCAUUUCAUAUCCAUGGAUCGUAUGAUUUUGCUUUUGAAUCAAGAAGUACUGUCUUCUCGAUGGAAGUUUAAUAACACAGCGAAUAAUAACAAAAUUUCCAUUGUUAGUAAUCGCUGUGACGAUACAUAAUCAUAUAAAAUAAGAAAUCAUGGAAGGAAAUGUUUCAGUAUAUUUAUUCUAUUAGUAUAGGAAUAGUUCAGCCUUUACUGAAGAUCAUACUUCCCUCUGUGCAUAAAUAAAGUAUACUUUAAGAUUGAUUUAAAUGAUGAAGUUUUAAAAUUUUAAUCUCUUAAUUAAAUAUAGCUUGUAAAUAAGACUGUCACUUCUAAAGGUGAUGAGUAUUUCAGAGAAAAUAAUUAAUUAUAAAUACUGAAUGUCACAAAUAUUCAUAUUCUUAAGACAAAUACCACCACAGAUGAUCAAAAUCAUCUAGGAUUAAGAAUGUCCAUCUUAAUGAAGUUUCACUAUGUUUGAAAUUCUAAAAUAUUAAUGAAGAUUAUAUUAGUUAAAUGCAAUUUAGGCUGUCUAGAAUCCAAAAAUUUAAUUACUGUACAAACUAAAUAUUAAAGUAAUUAGCUUCAUACUGUGGAAUAUGUGUUUCAUAAAUAUAUGUAUCUGAACUGCACCAUUCGAGCAACUUAACAAUAGUCAUGUUAGGUAUUAUUAAGUACUUUGAAUAUUGUAUUAUUUCAAUUUUAAUGAUAAUUUUUAUAUCACAAUGCAUCAAUCUUUUAACACAGAUAUCAUAUAGCUGCUUCGUCCAAAAAUAUGAUCUGUUUCAUGUAUACUAUCAUUUUAGAAUUGAUACAUUUUACUUUUAGUAGUGUGAAGUGAUCAAAAAAUAAUCUUGCUGUUUUACUUAUUUAGUAAUUGUGUAUGAUAGAAAUGAGAAAAAUUCCACCUUCUAUCUCUACGUAUAUUUUUCUUCUUCAGAAUUAAUGAGACUGUAUAACAAAUACAUAAAAGGGCUGUUUAGAAAGUUCAUGGACAGAUGUCAUUAUCUGGAGUCCAAGUUAGUGGAUUUGAUAUGUUUUUGCUGCUAAAAUAACUAAUUUCAAACUUUAACUGCUGUUUCUAGAGAUUUACUAGCUUCUUAAACAUGAGCUGUAGAUCAUUCUCUAGAAGUCGAUAUUAAAUAACAGUUGUAGCUGCUUUCAACUCCUGGUCCAUACUAAACUUCCUACCAUUUAAUUAAUUCUUAAAUAUCUAGAAAGCUUAGAAAUCACAGAUUCCUAGGUCUAAGUUGUAUGAAGGAUAGCUUAGAGACUAAACACCAUUUUUUCCUCCCCAAAACUUCAGCCUUUUUUAAUGCUAUAUAUAGUCUAGCAUUAUCCUGCAAAGAGAUCUUCCUUAUAAAGCAGUCAGUUUUUAUUUUUUUAUAAAUAAUUUGUUUCAAAACAUUAAGCUAAUAAUAUUAUUCUACAUUUUAUUUCUUUGGAUCCCAGUGCUGUAAUACCAAAGAACAAGAAGGGGGGAAAAAAGGCAAGUUCUUGCACAUGCAAUGUAAAAUAGUUUGACCGCCUUGGCGAUUUUGGAAUCCAAGCUUAUAUGCGGUAAAGCAAACAUGCUGGGUGCAGGUGAAAUUCAUUCACAGAGAGUUAGUAUUACUAGCGAAGUGCAAAGCAAAUACAUAAAAUUUAGAAUACAUAAAAUGAGAAUUAGUUUUUGCUAUCGUUUAUUUCUUGAAAUUUUUGUUCUGCAGUAUGCUCUACAUCUUUUGAUUUUACAGGAACUUUUUUUUUUUCAUAAUUAUUCACUUUUUUACUUAAACAUUUCAUAAAUGAUUACUAUUAUUUUAAUAUUUCUAAUGUAAUUACUAUUUAAAAUUAUAUCUAUAUGUUAGCUAUACAUUUCCAUAAAAUAAAUGUAAAAUUCGUUAUUAUUUAAAAAGUAAAAAACAGCAAGCAGGGUAGCUGGAAAUCAUGCAGGGAGUCUUGGUACUCACCCUUCUAAGUACUGAUCACAUCCUUUGACUUCUUGGUGUAGGGCAACGGCAAAAAAUGAGGUUUUUACCUCUGGCCUAGGAGUAUCAGGAUAAAAAAUCAAAGUAAGACUCAGGUUUAAAUGUUAUUUUGGAAUACUCAUUUCUUCAAAGAUCAGGAAUAAAUACACUUUUUUCAUUGCCAUUUCAGCAUGCAUUAACUAUUCUAAGUUGUUAUUAAUCUGGAAUUGCUUUCAAAGGCGUUUUUGAGCUCCCUUAUUAUGCAAAAGAAUUUGAUGAAAUUUUUAUUGGGACUGGUGUUAUUAACUGCUUCAGAAUAUAAUUUAAAUUUUAACGUAGGAGUAAAUUUGGAAUUGUUUCUGUUGGAAGCUAUUAUUUUGUCUUUGUCAGGAAUAGGAUUUCUAGGAUUAUCCAUUUUCUGGGGAAUGUUAUUAUUAGGUUGGGAGGUUGGUUUUGAUGAACAGCUGUUGGUUUCUAAAGUAUAGUAGAAAAUCUGCAUUGCUUGAGAAAAUUUAUUAUUGAGGUACUCCUAAAUGUUUCUGAUUUCUUUAAUAGUCAGAAUUAUAAUUUUGAAAUACAACAUUUCAAUGAGAAUAAAGUUUUCAUUUAAAAAAGUCGUUCUUCACUCGUGAUUUUUCAUUAUGAUUGAUGUUUUCAAAUGGAUUUUAAUGUAACAUUUGCAACUAAAGAUAUUUCUAACAUGAAAAGGAAUAAGAAAUAAAAAUUUAUGUACUUUUCACACCCAGCACUGCUGGAGCAAAAUUCAAUAUUCCUUUCCAUUAUAACUUUGCAAAACUGUACAUGGCAAGCUUUAACACGUUGAAACAAGCUUAAAAAUGAUGUUUUUAAAUCAUUCAAUAUUGUGCUGCGAUGUUGUGUUGGUGGUUUUUGCUCACAUGUAUUGAGGAAUUUCAAGACCCAUCUUUAGGCCUGUAAAGUUUAUCAUAUGUAAUACUUAUUUUCAACUGAAUCUUUCUCUGCAGCAUUACUGUGUCAUCAUAUUUCUUUUCGUAUUCAUAUUCCUUAGUUCCAGCCACACACACACACACACACACACACACACACACAAACAAAAAAAAAAAAAAAAUUCUCUGAGAAGUUGGAAAUUUUGAAGAAGGCAAGGAGUCACUGUGUUUUUAAAUGCUGAAUUCAUACUUUGAUUUGGGUUCUUAUUCUAGGAGUGAUCAUUCUGUUCAUUUGAACAUCCCUAGUUUUUGCUGGGAAUCUUUUACCACUCAUUGAAGAAAUCCUGUGUAGCAAGGAAGCUUCUGUUCUUUAUUCAGUAAAUGUAUAUUCAUCUUGAGGAAGUAUGAGAUAAUUUCAAGUCGUUCUUAAAAAUAUUGUGACAUUUUGCUAUGCAGGAAUAAGUUUAACUGUCAAUUCAUGAACCAAUAAAUAUAUGUCUGCAUUGAACAAUGUCUUGCAGAUAUUAAUGAGCACUUACUUCUAAACUCAGUUGCACACUGAAUUUGACUUUUUUGGAAUGCUUACUUUAUUGAGGCUAAUCUGCUCAUUUUUUCCUCAGUGUCCUCUUUGAUCUUUGAAAUGCUUGCUGGCUGUUUUUGCAUAAUUUGAUUUAAAAUUAAUUUGCAAUCUUUUGUCUAGUAAUCAUUAGUAUAUUCUUUUCAUCCACUUCUGUGAUGCAUACUAAGUUAGACUUUUACAGUAAGUAAGCAAAUAACAAUUAUAUAGUAUCUUUACCCAUAUUAACCCUCUUAGUGUUAUGGUCAUAAAAUUCUGUAUAGAAGGUUGGCUUUGUUAUUCAUCACACAUGAAAACUUCUGCCAACUUUUAAUGUAACAGAUUUCAAUUAGAUGUAUAUUGGAGGAAAAGGAAUAAAAGUACAAAGCGAGAGAGUCAUUUUUUUAAAUAUAAUAAAAAAAUACCAUUUUUUCAUGAUGUUUUGAGGAACUUUUAAAAUUUUAGGGCUAAACCUAUAAUGCUUGGAAGGUUAGCAAAGCAUGGCAAGGGAUGUCUUCGUGGGCCACAGUUGCAGAAUUGCAUUUAUAGAAUUGACAAAGUCUGCCUACUUUUGAAAGAGCCCUUAUAAAAUAUGGUAUAUGAUCUAAAAUGAGAACUAAGAAGUAAAUAUGGUUUUUUAUGUAAUAUACAGAAUGUAGAUAAAUGGUACAUUUCAUAAAUUAAAAAAAAUUUCUCAUUUGAACGUAAAUGUAUAAUAGUUAUGUGAUUGCCAUUCAUUUUAAAUUUAUUCUAUUUAAGUGAUGAAUAAUUAUUAAAAUCUCCAUUAAUAUAUGGCUGUUUCAAAGAAUUAUACUUUUAUACUAGAAGCUGCCAUAAUGUAAGUUAUGAUUGCUUCUGGUAUAAAAAAAAUAUUUUUUUAAUUAUGUUUUUUUUUAAAACAUAAUUUUUUUAAGAAAAUGAGCAGGUUAAAGUUAACUAAAUAAUAAUGUUUGCUUUUCAGUUGAAGAUUUUUCAUAUGCCAAUAAUCGAGCUAUGUGAGAAUAUGUAUAUGUAUACCAAGCACAUGUUGAAAUUUUUCGAAUAAGAAUUAAAUAAAUGCUUUUUCAAUUAA